GACGCAUAAUGAAGAACACCAUGGAGGGACAUAUCAUUUUGUCUUCAGAUUUUAAAAUUGAAGAUGAAAUCAUCCCACAACUUUUCCCAAGAGAAAAACCCAUUAAUGAGAAUAUAAAUUCAGUACUUGUCAGUGCAGCUAUAUCACCUGUGCCAUCUAAUCCUGAGGAACGUUCCCCUGAUAGCUCAGAUAUUGCUACAAAUAGUACAACUCAUGGAGGUGAUAUACUCUUCUCCUGUUCUUUAUGUGGAGAAGGUUUUCUACAUAAAUCCGUCUUUGUUACACAUCUGAGAAGUCACACAGCUGAGAAACCAUUUCCAUGUUCUGAAUGUGGGAAAUGGUUCACACGCAAAUCGUCUCUUAUUAGACAUAAGAGAAUACAUACUGGUGAGAAGCCAUUUCCGUGUUCUGAGUGUGGGAAAUGUUUUACAGAGAAAUCAGGUCUUGUUACACAUGAGAGAAUACAUACCGGUGAGAAGCCAUUUCCAUCAUUUCCAUGUUCUGAGUGUGGGAAAUGUUUUGUAAACAAAUCAGAUCUUGUUACACAUCAGAGACGUCACACAGCUGAGAAACCAUUUCCAUGUUCUGAAUGUGGGAAAUGGUUCACACGCAAAUCGUCUCUUAUUAGACAUAAGAGAAUACAUACUGGUGAGAAGCCAUUUCCAUGUUCUGAGUGUGGGAAAUGUUUUACAGAGAAAUCAGCUCUUGUUAAUCAUCAAAUAAGUCACACAGGUGAGAAGCCAUUUUCAUGCUCUGAGUGUGGAAAAUGUUUUACAGAGAAAUCAGGUCUUGUUACACAUGAGAGAAUACAUACCGGGGAGAAGCCAUUUCCAUCAUUUCCAUGUUCUGAGUGUGGGAAAUGUUUUGUAAAGAAAUCAGGUCUUGUUUCACAUCAGAGACGUCACACAGGUGAGAGGCCAUUUCCAUGUUCUGACUGUGGGAAAUGUUUUACACAGAAAUCAGCUCUUGUUACACAUCAGCGAAGUCACACGGGUGAGAAGCCAUUUCCAUGCUCUGAGUGUGGGAAAUGUUUUAUACGGAAAUCUGUUCUUGCACAACAUCAGAGACAUCACACAGGUGAGAAACCAUUUCCAUGCUCUGAGUGUGGGAAAUAUUUUACACAGAAAUCAUGUCUUGUUAAUCAUCAAAAAAGUCACACAGGUGAGAGGCCAUUUCCAUGCUCUGAGUGUGGGAAAUGUUUUACACAGAAAUCACAUCUUGUUAAUCAUCAAAAAAGUCACACAGGUGAGAAGCCAUUUCCAUGUUCUGAGUGUUAGAAAUGUUUUGCACAGAAAUCAAAUCUUGUUGCACAUCAGAGACCAUCUAUCAUCCACUUGAGCAACCCAACCAUUUUCUGGAAGAUCUUGCCUGGUUCCCUCACUUUCUCUUAUGUCCUAGAGAAUGCUGGGGUCCACAUUAGUACCAUGGAUAUACAGCAAACACAGACGUAUAACAAAACAAACUUGUACAUGUCCAUGAGCCAGAAGAAUAAAACAUUGGUUACAAGCAUAUAUGCAGUUGAGUGUCGUGCUUAUUAUGACAACUGUACAUCUACUCAGGAAUAUAAGAAGAAUAUUAAUGGAGGAAUUCAGGAUUCUGCUGGGUUCCUGGUAGAAUCCAUGAAGGACCUGGGUUCCAUGGCUGCGGGGAUCUCCGUGUCCAUCUCGGCUCACAGGGGUAUCUUUCUGCGCCAGUGGUUUGCGGACGUGGAAUCCAGGAAAAGUGUGGAGCGCCUACCCUGUACAGGUCAGGCUCUGUUUGGGGAGGCGCUGGAUGCGUGGAUUGCCACGACUACAGCGGGAGCACGGUUGGAUCCUGAACCUUCCGAAGUCUCAUCUGGAGCCGAAAAGGAGGAUGUCUUUCCUGGGGAUGAUCCUUGGCACGGAGGUGCAGAGGGUGCUUUUACCGGUGGAGAAAGCCCAUCCCCAUGUGUCAGGACCACUGAGCAGGACCCAGAGCCUCAUCUCGGUGCCUCCACCUCACUGAUACAUGAGAGACACAAUGACCAGAAGAUCCUGAAACUGACCAACAAGAUCAUUCAGCUGCUGACUGGAGAGGAGGGGGAGUAUAUAGAGGAACACAGGGGUCUGUACAAGGACGUGAUGAUGGAGAAUCACCGGCCCCUCACAUCACUGGAUGGGCCCAGUAACAGAGAUACCCCAAAGAGAUGUCCCCAUCCUCUGUUUUCCCAGGAUUGUACAGAGGAGAAUCACAGGAACACGCAGGAGAAUCAGCGUGAGGCACUUUUUGAUAUGAAGGUAGAAGAUAUAGAGGGAGAAGAAGAGAAGUAUGUGACUGAUAUGAAGGCAGAAGAUAUAGAGGGAGAAGAAGAGACGUAUGUGACUGAUAUGAAGGCAGAAGAUAUAGGGGUAGAAGAAGAGACGAAUGUGACUGAUAUGAAGGCAGAAUAUAUAGAGGGAGAAGAAGAGACGUAUGUGACUGAUAUGAAGGCAAAAGAUACAGAGGGAGAAGAAGAGACGUAUGUGACUGAUAUGAAGGCAGAAGAUACAGAGGGAGAAGAAGAGACGUAUGUGACUGAUAUAAAGGGAGAAGAUACAGAAGGAGAAGAAGAGACGUAUGUGAGGGGUGAUCAGCAGUGUAAGGAGGAGGAAUUCCCUACAGAUAUCAGCACAGCAGGUGGACGCAUAAUGAAGAACACCUUGGAGGGACAUAUCAUUUUGUCUUCAGAUUUUAAAAUUGACGAUGAAAUCAUCCCACAACAUUUCCCAAGAGAAAAACCCAUUAAUGAGAAUAUAAAUUCAAUGCUUGACAGUGCAGGUAUAUCACCUGAGCCAUCUAAUCCUGAGGAACGUUCCCCCGAUAGCUCAGAUAUUGCUACAAAUAGUACAACUCAUAGAGGUGAUAUAUUCUUCUCCUGUUCUCAAUGUGGGAAAUGGUUCACACGCAAAUCGUCUCUUAUUAUACAUAAGAGAAUACAUACUGGUGAGAAGCCAUUUCCAUGUUCUGAGUGUGGGAAAUGUUUUGUAAAGGAAUCAGCUCUUGUUUCACAUCAGCGAAAUCACACAGGUGAGAAGCCAUUUCCAUGCUCUGAGUGUGGGAAAUAUUUUAAACAGAAAUCAGGUCUUGUUAUACAUCAGCGAAGUCACACAGGUGAGAGGCCAUUUCUAUGCUCUGAGUGUGGGAAAUGUUUUACACGGAAAGCAGAACUUGCUCAACAUCAGAGAAUUCACACAGGUGAGAGGCCAUUUCCAUGCUCUGAGUGUGGGAAAUGUUUUACACGAAAAUCAGAUCUUGUUAUACAUCAGCGAAGUCACACAGGUGAGAAGCCAUUUCCCUGUUCUGAGUGUGAGAGAUGUUUUACACGGAAAUCAAAUCUUGUUAAUCAUCAAAAAAGUCACACAGGUGAGAAGCCAUUUCCAUGCUCUGAGUGUGGGACAUGUUUUGCACAUAAAUCAAAUCUUGUUAAACAUCAGAGACAUCACACAGGUGAGAGACCAUUUCCAUGUUCUCAGUGUGGGAAAUGUUUUACACAAAAAUCACAUCUUGUUAAUCAUGAAAGACAUCACACAGGUGAGAGACCAUUUCCAUGUUCUCAGUGUGGGAAAUGUUUUACACAGAAAUCACAUCUUGUUAAACAUCAGAGACAGCACACAGGUGAGAGACCAUUUCCAUGUUCUCAGUGUGGGAAAUGUUUUACCCAGAAAUCACAUUUUAUUAAACAUCAGAGACAUCACACAGGUGAGAGACCAUUUCCAUGUUCUCAGUGUAGGAAAUGUUUUACACAGAAAUCAAAUCUUGUUAAACAUCAGAGACAUCACACAGGUGAGAGACCAUUUCCAUGUUCUCAGUGUGGGAAAUGUUUUACACAGAAAUCAAAUCUUGUUAAACAUCAGAGACAUCACACAGGUGAGAGACCAUUUCCAUGUUCUCAGUGUGGGAAAUGUUUUACACAGAAAUCACAUCUUGUUAGACAUCAGAGACAUCACACAGGUUAGAAGCCAUUUCCAUGCUUUGAAUACCAAGUACACCUCUUCAUGGCAAUGGAAUUCCCUGAUGGUAGCGGCCUCUCUCAGGAGGAUAGUGUGCCCAGAGAUAUUGCAAAAAUUGCUCAGGAAUGGUCUGAGGAACACGACACAGAGCUCAAGGUGUAUGAGGGAGGACUUGGCCCAGUUGAUCAGACAACCAUGACUCUGAAGGAAUGUUAUGGUUACCUGGAGAUGAUGGCUAAGAAUCUAUGGAGAUUGUGCCACAACAAGAAGGUUGUCCAGAGCAUGGAAACGGCCUCUCACCUGUGUGACUUCUCUGAUGUGCAACAAGACCUGAUUUAUGUGUAUAACAUUUCCCACACUCAGAGCAUGAAAAUGGCUUCUCACCGGUGUGACUUUUCUGAUGUAGAACAAGAUGAGUAUAUAGAGGAACACAGGGAUCUGUACAAGGACGUGAUGAUAGAGAAUCACCGGCCCCUCACACCACUGGAUGGGCCCAGUAACAGAGAUACCCCAGAGAGAUGUCCCCGUCCUCUGUAUUCCCAGGAUUGUACAGAGGAGAAUCAAAGGAUCCCACAGGAGGAUCAGGGUGAAGACCUUUUUGAUGUGAAGGCAGAAGUUCUAGAGGGAGAAGAAGAGACGUAUGUGACUGUUAUGAAGGCAGAAGAUAUAGAGGGAAAAGAAGAGACGUAUGUGACUGAUAUGAAGGCAGAAGAUAUAGAGGGAGAAGAAGAGACGUAUGUGACUGAUAUGAAGGCAGAAGAUAUAGAGGGAGAAGAAGAGACGUAUGUGACUGAUAUGAAGGCAGAAGAUAUAGAGGGAGAAGAAGAGACGUAUGUAACUGAUAUGAAGGCAGAACAUAUAGAGGGAGAAGAAGAGAUGUAUGUGACUGAUAUAAAGGCAGAAGAUACAGAGGGAGAAGAAGAGACGUAUGUGACUGAUAUGAAGGCAGAAGAUAUAGAGGGAGAGGAAGAGACGUAUGUGACUUAUAUGAAGGCAAAAGAUACAGAGGGAGAAGAAGAGACGUAUGUGACUGAUUUGAAGACAGAACAUAUAGAGGGAGAAGAAGAGACGUAUGUGACUGAUAUGAAGGAGGAAGAUACAGAGGGAGAAGAAGAGACGUAUGUGACUGAUAUGAAGGCAGAAGAUAUAGAGGGAGAAGAAGAGACGUAUGUGACUGAUAUGAAGGCAGAAGAUAUAGAGGAAGAAGAAGAGACGUAUGUGGCUGAUAUGAAGGCAGAAGAUAUAGAGGGAGAAAAAGAGACUUAUGUGACUGAUAUGAAGGCAGAAGAUAUAGAGGGAGAAGAAGAGACGUAUGUGACUGAUAUGAAGGCAGAAGAUAUAGAGGGAGAAGAAGAGACGUAUGUGACUGACAUGAAGGCAGAAGAUAUAGAGGGAGAAGAAGAGACUUAUGUGACUGAUAUGAAGGCAGAAGAUAUAGAGGAAGAAGAAGAGACGUAUGUGGCUGAUAUGAAGGCAGAAGAUAUAGAGGGAGAAAAAGAGACUUAUGUGACUGAUAUGAAGGCAGAAGAUAUAGAGGGAGAAGAAGAGACGUAUGUGAGGGGUGAUCAGCUGUGUAAGGAGGAGGAAAUCCCUACAGACAUCAGCACAGGUGGUCGUACAAUGAACAUCGUGGAGGGACAUUUUAUUUUGUCUUCAGGUUUUCUAAUAAAAGAUGAAAUCAUCCCACAAGAUUCUCCAAGAGAAAACCCCGUUAUCGAGAAUAUAAAUUCAGUACCUCACAGUGCAGAUAUAUCACCUGAGCCACCUAAUCCUGAGGAACGUUACCUUGAUAUCUCAGAUAUUGCUACAAAUAGUACAGCUCAUGGAGGCGAAAUAUUUUCCUGUUAUGUGUGUGGUAAAGGGUUUAUACACAAAUCUGUCUUUGUUAGACAUCUGAGAUGUCACACAGGUGAGAAACCAUUUCCAUGUUCCGAGUGUGGGAAAUGUUUUUCACACAAAUCAGCUCUUGCUAGACAUCACAGAAGUCACACAGGUGAGAAGCCAUUUCCAUGUUCUGAGUGUGGGAAAUGUUUUUCACACAAAUCAGCUCUUGCUAGACAUCACAGAAGUCACACAGGUGAGAAGCCAUUUCCCUGUUCUGAGUGUGGGAAAUGUUUUUCAUUUAAAAAUGAUCUUGUUAAUCAUCUGAGAACUCACACAGGUGAAAAGCCAUUUCCAUGUUCUGAAUGUGGGAAAUGUUUUACUGAAAAAUCACAUCUUGUUAAGCAUCAGAGACUUCACACAGGUGAGAAACCAUUUCCAUGUUCUGAGUGUGGGAAAUGUUUUAUAGAUAAAUCAGCUCUUGCUAGACAUCACAGAUGUCACACAGGUGAGAAGCCAUUUCCCUAUUCUGAGUGUGGGAAAUAUUUUCCAUUCAAAAAUUAUCUUAUUAAUCAUCAGGGAAGUCACACAGGUGAAAAGCUAUUUCCCUGUUCUGAAUGUGGAAAAUGUUUUACUGAGAAAUCAAAUCUUUUUACACAUCAGAGAAAUCACACAGGUGAGAAGCCAUUUCCAUGUUCUGAGUGUGGGAAAUGUUUUAAAGUGAAGUCAUGUCUUAUUAAUCAUCUGAGAACUCAUACAGGUGAGAAGCCAUUUCCAUGCUCUGAGUGUGGCAAAUCGUUCAAACAGAAAUCAGCUCUUGUUAAACAUAAGAGAAGGCACACAGGUGAGAAACCUUUUCCAUGUUCUGAGUGUGGGAAAUGUUUCUUAGAUAAAUCAGCUCUUGUUAAACAUCAGAGAAGUCACACAGGUGAGAAGCCAUUUCCAUGUUCUGAGUGUGGGAAAUGUUUUACACAGAAAUCCUUUCUUGUUAUACAUCAGAGAAGUCACACAGGUGAGAAGCCAUUUUUAUGCUCUGAGUGUGGGAAAUGUUUCUUAGAGAAAUCAAAUCUUGUUAACCAUCAGAGAAGUCACACAGGUGAGAAGCCAUUUUCAUGCUCUGAUUGUGGGAAAUGUUUUACAUACAAAUCCUAUCUUGUUGUACAUCAGAGAAGUCACACAGGUGAGAAGCCAUUUUCAUGCUCUGAGUGUGGGAAAUGUUUCUUAGAGAAAUCAAAUCUUGUUAAACAUCAGAGAAGUCACACAGGUGAGAGGCCAUUUUCAUGCUCUGAUUGUGGGAAAUGUUUUACACAGAAAUCAAAUCUUGUUAUACAUCAAAGAAGUCACACAGGUGAGAGGCCAUUUCCAUGCUCUGAGUGUGGGAAAUGUUUCAUAGGGAAAUCAAGUCUAGUUAAACAUCAGAGAAGUCACACAGGUGAGAAACCAUUUCCAUGCUCUGAGUGUGGGAAAUGUUUCUUAGAGAAAUCAAAUCUUGUUAAACAUCAGAAAACACACAGGUGAGAGACUGUUUACAUGCUUUGAGUGUGGGAAAUGUUUUACAAAUAAAUCAUCUCAUACAUUAGAGAAAUCACUCAGGAAAAACAAUUUCUUAAACUGAGAGUCAUGAAAUGGGGUUGCAAUAAUAUUUUAAAUAUUGUAACAACCAUUGAUACUUAAUAUAUACACUACAUAAACUAACUGAGGAAGCCGCUGAUAGCUCGUGGAGAGGCGGGGAAAGGCAUUUUAACUACUACAAACAUUAAUGAUAACGCCGGAUGGAUGAUUUAUAAGCACCUUGGAGAUCUUUAAGGAUAUUUAAUUCUCCAGAUAUGGUUGCAAAAUAGAAUCUGCAAACAGUAGCCAGGAGCUCACAGCUACAGACCCUGAAGGAAGGAUGAGGUAAACUUUUUGUAUCAACACUUUAUCAUGACCAUGAUGAACUGUUUUUAAAGUAUAUGCAUUAAGUGUUAUUGUUCUAUUAGCCUUGGCUGCAAUAAUAAUUGCCAAAUAAGAGGCUGGAGCUGUUUUAGCUGCAUAUUCAAAAGUAUAUAAAGAAAUAAUUAAAAUUCCGGCAAUAAAUAAUACUGUCUGCUGAAAUAGGAUUUAAAGUGGCCAAUUGGGACUCAUCAACAGCCUCUUUUUCUCUUACGUGUAGGCAAAAAAGGAAAAGUGUCACACUGCGCUAUUAUCCUAGCUAUAUGAAGCAAACAAUUAUUUCUCUAACGUCCUAGAGGAUGCUGGGGACUCCGUAAGGAC
Molecule: messenger RNA, 8024 nt
Organism: Pseudophryne corroboree (corroboree frog)
Lineage: Eukaryota; Metazoa; Chordata; Amphibia; Anura; Myobatrachidae
Exons: 17
Source: RefSeq, a predicted model, not a curated record